AUAACACAAAAGAAGGAAAACGCGAUCCGAAGUGAGUCGAUAAUGAGCAACUCGACCACCAACAAUGGCGGCCGCGUCGAGGCGGCCCAAGACGCCGUGGUAAAAGUUCUGGUGCUGGGGGAUGCGGCAACAGGAAAGACGAGCAUCAUCAAGCGGUAUGUGCACAAUGUCUUCUCGGAGCACCACAAGACGACGAUUGGCGUCGAUUUCGCGCUCAAGCCGGUGACGGUGCAGAACACAACGCUGCGUCUCCAGUUGUGGGACAUUGCCGGCCAAGAGCAUUUUCGAGCGCUCAAUCGCGUGUACUACAAGGACGCCCUUGGGGCUCUUGUCGUGUACGACUUGUCACGUCAGGACACGUUCGAAAGCGUGUUGAAGUGGAAGAAAGAAAUCGAUACCAAAGUCGAGUUGCCCAACCGCAAGCCGUUGCCCGUGGUCCUCUGCGGCAACAAAGCUGACCUGGCAGGCGAGGUCGACCACGAGUUCAUGAACGACUUUUGCGAAACGAACGGAUUUGCCGGAUGGUUUGCCACGUCGGCGAAGGACAACAAGAAUAUCGACGAGGCCAACAAGGCACUCGUGGCAGCCGUGCUGCAGCACCGCGAUAUCUUUGAAAAGAAAGUCGACCCGCGGAAAGACGUGUUCCGCGCCACGGCGGCGGAUAGCGCGUCCAAGCAGGGCAACGCCAGAAGUUCGUACUGCUGCAGCAGCUUUUAAGCACACGUAUCCAUCCUCUCGCAUACAGAAGUCGCUGAUGGGGGAAGAGUCCAAUGUGAUGAAAAUUCUUUCGUUAAUAUGAGUGAUACAGUUGAGUGGAUAGGGCUGAGUGAGUUCAGGCGAAAUAUAUAAUAGGGGAUGGCAGCGACGGGGUGAUGGACACCGAAAACGUUAGGCGGGUGCGCGUGGUGGUUGGUGGAUUAGUACACGUCGGACGAGAAAUGGCUCGACGCGGCCGCGCCACCGGCGCUGCUGGUGUGAAGAUGGACGCGCAGGGCGUAGUUCGUUUGCUCGAGGCGCUUGAUGUGGUCGGCGGCUUGGUGGGCGAGUUGCUUCAGCGCAACAUUCUCCUGUGUCGCCUCUUCCUUCUGUUGAUUUUGGAUGGUCACCGCACGUCGAAGGAUCUUGUUUUCAGCUUGGAUCUUUUCAAAUUCCUUUGCUUGUCCCAUGCACAUCUCUCGCAGGCGGUCAAAUUCCACGCGCAUCUCCUGCAUGUCUUUCUCUUUGCGCAAGAGGAUUUGUUCACAUUCGGUUCUACAUGCGAUAUCAGGAUGAGGCUCUGGAAAGAAUCGAUGAAUUGGAAGUUGGAGGGAUUCCUCACCUUAGUCGGUUUAAGUCCGCGUGUUUCGCCUGUUCCAUGUACUCGAAUUGCCGCUGCGAAUACUUGGGCAGGUCGUCCUCGGAUGGGGCGACCUGCGGAAAGCAGCGCCGUUUGAUCAUUCGCGAUGCGUCCUCGCUCAGCACAGGGAAGCCGGAGUCGAUGGGUGACGUCACCAUGCGAGUUCGCUUCAAGGACUCACGAGGGGGGCAUGGAGAAACGGUCAUAGACGCCAUCACAGAGUUGCUGGUGUGGCGCGGUGGAGGGUUUCCAAGAAAUGGGACGCCACGC
Messenger RNA from Aphanomyces astaci, 1606 nucleotides. RefSeq lists its product as hypothetical. Gene Ontology annotation, biological process: vesicle-mediated transport. Gene Ontology annotation, cellular component: trans-Golgi network; vesicle; Golgi apparatus. The coding region runs from base 43 to 717 and encodes 224 amino acids. Lineage: Eukaryota; Oomycota; Saprolegniomycetes; Saprolegniales; Verrucalvaceae. The transcript has 3 exons. Gene Ontology annotation, molecular function: GTPase activity; GTP binding. The record is from RefSeq and is a predicted model, not a curated record.